AUGACAGAUUCAGAGGAAAAGUCUGUGUGCGACCCUGCAGACCCCGUCGUUGCGCUUCUCAAGAGACAGCUCGACGUUGUGCCUUCGGCUCCUCAAGGAAACAUGCUCUCCGUGGACUUUUCCACGCCCCUCGCGGGAGCGGCUCGCGCAGAACGAAUUCGACAAUUGUCGCAUAAUCAUCCAGCAUUUGAAAAGUCCCGCUUCACGCAGGAAAUCCUCGUCAAGAUUCAGCACUCCCUUCGCCGCAUGCCUGGCGUUUCGUCCAAUGAAUCCGCCGAGAUCAUCGCACAGCUUCAGGAGGUCGGGCAGAUCAUCAGCCAAGAGACCAGUCAGCUUGUCGACGCGCUGAUGAACCUCACUCUCGAUCAGGAGGAUACCGACCAGGCGAUGUCUCGUAUGAGCCUUGAGUCCAGCUUGAUGAAGGCAGAGACGGACGACAAGGCGCAGAUGAUUCGUGAUCUGCGCGGUGAAGUUGAUGCGGAGAGGAAAAAGCGCGAACAGGCGGAGAAUGAUGUCAAGAAGGUGAUGAGUGAUUUGCAUGAGCUUUCUGUGGAUUUUAAAAAGGUGAAGGAGAAGGCGACCUUGAAGCAUGGAGAAGAUGGUGUUGUUCGUGAUGGAAUGAUCAAGGGACUCGAGGAUACGAUUCGCCAUCUGGAGGACCAAGUGAAUAAUCGGCGCUCACUCUGGGUCAUGAAGCAUCCUGAUCCGCAGUCCGUGGCGCGUGCUAUUGAGACGUUGGCUGACUCGGUGCAGGACAACCAUGCUGCUCACAAAACCAUCAUGUCUAUCAAGCCACGAGCUGCUCGAGAAAGCUUCAUGGACGUGAGACAGCUCGGAGAAGUAGAUGUCCGUCCAUAUGGUGACAUGGCACCACCGCCUCGUCCGCCCUCCGUCUUCAGACCUUCUUCUGUUGCGCCGCCCAAGUUUGGGCCCCUUCAAGCUGGACCGCCUCGCGGGCAGUCUGCGUUUUCUCAUGAACGUCGGUACCAGGGCUCUGCUUCGUGGACUUCUUCACAGGCGCGAGUUGCUCAGGGUAGUAAUCCGUUUUAUUCUAAUGCCGGGUCGUUUAGUCGUCCGCCUACCAGGAAGGCGUACCAUGCUCCUUCGCGAUACAGACCGACUGCAGCUGAGUUCCAGCCGUCCUACUCUAUGCCGGAGAAUGUUCCUGUGCGUCCUGGAACGGCAUUUGGUCACCACCAGCAUGAAUAUUAUCCCCAGACGCCGACUUCACGCUCUCGAAACGGACGGUUCCUGGACUUGAAUCACGCUGAAUUCGGGAGUGCGCCAUCAUCUGCGGGAAACGCAAUCGUCCAUCGGAACAACUUCUCUGGUCCGCUGAUCCAUAUGACCGAUCAGAGUGUGGCAGCGUGGAAUGAAUCCAUCAUGGACUUUUACGCCAUGAUCCGCGCAUUCGUCGAGCGCCAUGCUAAUAUUCCUGAUCCAGCAAUGGCCAUGAAAAUGAGCACCACGUCCCUAUGGCCCGUCCUCCUGGCGACAUAUCACCCUCUCUCCGCUAAAGAAGCCUCCUCAUACUUGGACAUUCAUCUUCGAGAAAACAACCCCAAGUGCUGUCUCGUAACGCGCGUUAUAAUCGACUACGUCGUCAACAGAGUCUGGGUGCCCAACGCAUGGGUCGGCUCCGACAACGACUACACCUAUGCGCUCCUCGAUCUAGAAAAAGACCUCGAAAAAACCCAAGGUCAACCGUCUGCUCAGCGCCAACCCCUUCUCGACCGCCAAGCCUACAUCCUCGACUCGAUCAACAAGACCGAGUCCCCAGCCUUUCACAAAGACAAAGUCGAUGAGAUAACCGCCUCCCUACUAGGCACCAUCCAGCCUCUUCUCAACCGUCUUACGAACCCGGCGGAAGCGUAUCGCGAUCUCGAGCAGGUCGCUGAACUGGCGUGGGAUUUGUCCUCCAAGAUUCUCUCGUCGCGACUUACCUUUGACUUUCGGUUUCCGGAGGUGGGGACCAGGUUUUCGAGUCAGUCCAUGUUGCCGAUUUGGCCGGCCUUGGAUCCGACGGAGUUGCAGGCGAAGCAUUGGCGGGUGGCGCUGGUGACGACGCCGGUUAUUACGUGUCGGAAUGAUACGGGGAGUAAUAUCUCGGCGCAUUCGGUUGCGUUGGCGGAUGUUUAUUGUAUGCAGUAG
This is a messenger RNA of Pochonia chlamydosporia 170, 2151 nucleotides long. RefSeq lists its product as hypothetical. The record is from RefSeq and is a predicted model, not a curated record. The transcript is spliced from 4 exons. NCBI's taxonomy places the organism in Eukaryota, Fungi, Ascomycota, Sordariomycetes, Hypocreales, Clavicipitaceae. Bases 1 to 2151 code for a protein of 716 amino acids.